Coccinella septempunctata (seven-spotted ladybird) is the source of this 381-nucleotide messenger RNA. RefSeq lists its product as uncharacterized. The record is from RefSeq and is a predicted model, not a curated record. The transcript has a single exon. NCBI's taxonomy places the organism in Eukaryota, Metazoa, Arthropoda, Insecta, Coleoptera, Coccinellidae. Bases 1 to 381 code for a protein of 126 amino acids.
AUGAGUCACAAAGCGAAAACACGCAUAUACAAAGCGUGUGUGAGACCAGUGCUCACAUACGCCGCCGAAACGAGGGCAGAAACGUCGACAACGAAGAGAAUGGCGAGAACAACCGAAAUGAGGAUACUAAGAUCAAUCAAAGGGAUAACACUCAGAGACCAUGUGAGGAGUUCAGACAUAAGGGAAGAACUGGAGGUGCAGGAUGUCGUCAGAUGGGUGAGAGCACGCAGGAGGUUCUGGAGAGACCACGUGGAGAGGAUGCCGGAUGAGAGACUAGCCAAAUGGGCGGAAACACAAAAACCCAGCACACGCAGACCAUUAGGGCGCCCUCCAAAGCGUUGGAAAGAGAGCUGGAACUCGUUGUCCCAGGAAAGACAAUAA